CCAGUCCUUUUAGUUAAUAAGUAAGGAGGAAGGUAGAAAUAAGGGAAGAGAUAAGAAAGAGAGGGAGAGAAAGAAGCAAAAACGUUAGUAUGAAAAUAGAGGAAAUUAUGUAAAAUUUUCUCUCGAGGGUGUGUCUCGCAUUUCCAUUCACCACAAGUUUGUUAAUAUCGUCCACCACUACUUGUCUUCGUAUUUAUGAGCCCCAAAAUACCAUUACACAAGAACAUAUACUGGUCCUUAAUUCCUUUCCCUUCCCUUCUGUUCUGUUCUGUUCUCUUCCCUUCCCUUCUCUUCCCUUCUCUUAUCUUCUCUCCUAUUCUCUCCCAUCUCUUAUAUUCCCUUCUCUUCUCGUCCGUUCUCUUCUCUUCUCGUCCGGUCUCUUCUCUUCUCUUCUCGUCCCUUCUCUUUUCACCUCUUCUUUUCUCUUUUCUUUAAUAUUUCAAGAUAAUCUAAGGAAAUACAGGCAAGGGUAAGUUAGGGGGCCUCUAAACACAUUCUUCCUUAGGGUAACUACACAUAACACUAAACCCGGCAAUGGUGAGGAAGAUGAAAAAGAGGGUCAGUAGUGAGAGACAGGAGGCGCAUGGCAAGGCAGGUGUGAGGUGGGUGCGCGUCUUGUGAGAGCAUGCGUGUGGAAGUGUCACGGGGAAGCGAAAUGCGGCACACAAAUCCCUAAGACUUUGCCGGCGUCCACUCUGCGCUUCGCCGCCCCAGCCGACGCGAGGCGCACUGACGCACCCACCGUGGACGCACCCUUCGCCCACGUCCUUAUUAGCGAGUGAAGUGUCACGGGACGCAAACUAAAACACACUCUAGAUAUUAAAUGAACGAGUGAAGAUAGUAAGAGUAACAGCACAUAGGCCAAGAGAAAGAAAGGAAGAAGGCGAGAAGGAGAAACAUUGACGCAUAAGAUGAAGUGAGGCUGAAUGAUGCUGCGGAACGACUGACACCACUACUACUACUACUACUACUACUACUACUACUACAGUGUUACCAAGGAGCCAUGCAGAGGUCAGCCCAACGUUACCAGUGUCCCCCUUUCGAUCGGUGGUUGGGAUCUUGGGUUCUCCUUCUGCUGGUGCUACUGACGAAGGGAACAACGGCACAGCUAACCAUAAUCAGCACCAUCGACGAGUCCCUGCCGGAGAGCGUGGCGUGGCUGGAGGAUGCGGUGAGGCAGGGGGAGUCCACCAGCGGCCUCACUAUCAACCAGGAGGUGAUCUUGAUGUCUCUGGACAAAGAGGAGGAGAACCAGCAACAGUUCUGCUCGGCGCUGUUCCCCGGGGCGGCGCUGGUGCUGGACGUGACGGCGGGCGGUUGGACCUUCGCCCGAGACACUGCGGCGGCCCACGGUGUACCUUACGUGCGGGUGCAGGCGUCCAACCACCAGUGGAUGGCUGCAACGGACCACCUGCUCAUGAGUCGGAAUGCCACUGAUGCCGCGCUCAUCUUUGGCUCAGAGGCAGCGCUGGACCAGGCUCUCUACUACCUGGUGGAGGGCUCCGUGGUGCGCGUGAUCGUCCUGCCGGGCAUAGACGAGAAGACGACCGCCACACUCAAGAAGAUGCGACCCGCCCCUUCCUAUUACGUGAUCCAGGCCGCCUUCAAUCAGCUGACGACCCUCUUCUCAAUGGCGGUGUCGAAGAAGUUGGUGACCAGAGACUCCCGCUGGACGCUGGUGGCCAUGGACUACAGCGAGAAGGAGUUCGACCGGAACUUGCUGGCGAACACCUCGGGAAUCACGCUUAUGAGGCCCGACAAGGAGGUCUGCUGCACCGCUACCAAAACUCAGUCCUUCUGCAACUGUGACGGGCUCAUGAUACCCAAGGCCCUGAUCCUCAACUCCAUGCUCUCCCUGGUUAGUGUUCUCAAAGCCCAGGGACAACAGAACGUGGCCGGUCAGUGCGACAGCCCACCCGACGCCGCGCCCUCCACCGCCAGUUUCUACACCGCCCUGCAGAAGGAGCUUGACAAGUGGCCGGGGAUGUCGUGGCGCAUGGACAAGCUACAGAUGGAGCCCAAGCUGGCGUUUAACAUAGAGGCGAUCAACAGCACGGCGAAGCAGGUGGUGGGCAGCUGGAGCACCGAGGGCCAGCUGAGCCUCAACCCCGACUACGAGCACUCCCCCAUCAAGCGGUUCUUCAGGAUUGGCACUGUGCUGUCUCGGCCGUGGGUGAGCCCGAAGAAGAUGUCAAAGGAGGGAAAAGGAGGAGCAGGGAAAGACGAGUGGGUGCCCACCAACGACCCCAACGACUACAUGGGUUACUGCGUCGACCUGGCAGAACGUCUGGCGUUCGAGAUGAAGUUCGACUACGACUUCGUGUUCCCUGAGGACGGCCAGUACGGUGUGAGGCAGCAGAACGGCUCUUGGAACGGCCUCGUCGGGGACCUCUCCAACGGGGUGACGGACAUCAUCGUGGGCCCGCUCACCAUGACCUCAGAGCGGGAGGAGGUGAUUGACUUCGUGGCGCCCUACUUCGACCAGUCCGGCAUCUCCAUCGUGAUCAGGAAGCGACAGCGGGAGGAGUCACUGUUCAAGUUCAUGACGGUGCUGCGGGCCGAGGUGUGGGUGUCCAUCGUGGCGGCGCUGGUGGUCACGGGCGUCAUGAUCUGGCUGCUGGACCGCUACUCGCCUUACUCGGCCCAGAACAACGCCGCUCUCUACCCCACGAACUGCAGGAAGUUCACGCUGAAGGAGAGUUUCUGGUUCGCCCUGACUUCGUUCACACCGCAGGGGGGAGGGGAGGCGCCCAAGGCUCUGAGUGGGCGCACGCUGGUGGCCGCCUACUGGCUCUUCGUGGUCCUCAUGCUCGCCACCUUCACCGCUAACCUGGCCGCCUUCCUCACCGUGGAGCGCAUGCAGUCGCCGGUGCAGUCCCUGGAGGCCCUGGCGCGUCAGGCCAAGAUUAACUUCACCACCGUCAAGAGCUCGUCCACCUUUGAGUACUUCGACAACAUGGCCAAAGCAGAGGACGACCUGUUCAGGGUGUGGAAGGAACUGACCUUGAACAGCACGAGUGACCAGAGCAAGUACCGCGUGUGGGACUACCCGAUCAAGGAGCAGUACACACACAUCCUGCAGGUCAUCGUGGACUCCAAACCUGUGCUGCACGCCGAGGAGGGCUUCCGCAGGGUGCUGGAGAACGAGAAGGGGGAGUUUGCCUUCAUCCACGACGCGUCAGAGAUCCGCUACGAGGUGUUCCAGGACUGUCUGCUCACCGAGGUCGGGGAGCCGUUCGCCGAGCAGCCGUACGCCAUCGCGGUGCAGCAGGGCAGCCACCUCCAGGACGAGAUAAGCCGCGCGAUCUUGGAGCUGCAGAAGGACCGUUACUUCGAGGCUCUGUCGGCCAAGUUUUGGAACACGACGGAGCGCGGGUCCUGCCCCAACGACAGCGACUCGGAGGGCAUCACGCUGCAGAGUCUCGGCGGGGUGUUCAUCGCCACGCUCAUCGGCCUGGCGCUGGCCAUGGUAGCGCUUGCGGCGGAAGUUCUGUACUACAAGCGCGGCAAGAACUCCCUCGUGUCGGACGUGACCUCGAAGAAAGCACUCCAGAUGAUCCCGGAGAAGAGCCACGUGUCCCGCAUCAACGUGACGCCCGUGUUCUGAACCCAGGCGGCCCGUGUUAAGAGGUCCCGUGUAGCGAAGGUUGUAACUGGAUACUUUGUAGCGAUUGUGAGUCGAUGUACUUGCGUUGUUGAUUCAUUUUCUUAAUUUUUGAGAGGCUGCCCGUGAAGUGAAGACAGUCUGAAUCAAGGCUGCCCGUGUUAGGAGGUCCCUUGUAGUGGGGACAGCCCAGCCAUGUAGUGCAGAGUGUAAAGGUCAACUAAUAAACAGUGUCAUUAGUCCGUGCAGUCAGACCAGUGUUCUUCAAACUUUUCUUACGGUGACCCAGUUUUAUUCUGAAGCAUGAGCCUCACGACCCAUGCUGGGGCCCCUUGGCUGGGAGCUGUUCUGGCUCUCUCGGUGAAGGAGUGGCGCCCCAGUGAGAAGCUUCGAGGCCCGCAUCGGGGCGCGACCUGCACUUUGAAGAACCCUGGUCAGGACGUGUAGCCGAAUAGAACAGUCAGUAAGAACCGAGCACUUAUGGGCAUGUGGUUCCUAUAUCCGUGUACUCUUGCAGAGAUAACUAACAAGUAGACGUUUGUGUCCUGACUAAAGGCUGGCUGUGUAAUAGCGACAAAGUAUAGCCGCGUAGCACAGACUGUAAAGACCAGUUAACAAGGGCAGUGUAGUACUCAAGCCUGUAUACUCGUAGCCAUGUAGCAGUAACUCCCAAGUAUAGCAACACAUGUAUAGUAAUCACAACAGUGGCGUAGUUACGGGGGACCCUGCAAGGGGCCAAGCCACCCAGGGAAAAAAAAUGGAUCUUCCUCAUGGGCCUUCAAUGAAAUUAUGUGAAAAGACUGCUAUGUAAUUUGCCACUUGGAUCAUUCUUUAUAGGUAUUGCAUAGGACAGCCAGUAGAUACCUUUACCAGCAUGGUCUCCCUCAUAAGCACACCCCUAGUUAGGCCACCGGGUAACAGCGUAUGUCAAAAGCAUUUAUAUUGUACUAUUGGCACUAUAGUGUGGCUCUCUAGUGUAGCUCAUAAUGCAUAGCACGAAGCGUGUGCAGAGGCUAGGGAGGAGUCUGCCUUCCUGAGGGCUGGCACACGACGGCUCUGUGCCCUGCAGGUCAUCACCUCGCCGCGGCUAAAAGAGACGCACCCUUGCAAGCUGUGGCGCGAGCGAUGCGACAACACAGAAAGUUAUGGAGCCACCUCUGUGAUAUCAAGGACCAAUGUUGAAUACACAAAGAAAGGCUCGCCUGUGUUUCCUUUGCCUGUACUAAGAAGGGCAAUAUCACCUCUCCGGACGUUAGCAAAUAAUUA
Messenger RNA from Eriocheir sinensis (Chinese mitten crab), 4870 nucleotides. RefSeq names its product ionotropic receptor 25a-like. The transcript has 18 exons. Gene Ontology annotation, cellular component: plasma membrane; postsynaptic membrane. NCBI's taxonomy places the organism in Eukaryota, Metazoa, Arthropoda, Malacostraca, Decapoda, Varunidae. The coding region runs from base 1004 to 3607 and encodes 867 amino acids. The record is from RefSeq and is a predicted model, not a curated record. Gene Ontology annotation, molecular function: glutamate-gated receptor activity; transmitter-gated monoatomic ion channel activity involved in regulation of postsynaptic membrane potential. Gene Ontology annotation, biological process: monoatomic ion transport; synaptic transmission, glutamatergic; modulation of chemical synaptic transmission.